AUGAAGGAGGAGCUUAUAGAGCUGAAAAUAGAGCGGAAGGAGGAGCUCAAAGAGCUGAAAAUUACCAUCAAAGAAACUCAAGAAACUCACCAUGCUUAUAUAAAAAAAAAGACAAAUAAGAAGGAUGAGGUGAAGGUGGAGGAAGGUGAAGGUGAGGAGAAGGGUGAGCAAAGUGCGGAGGAUGAGGAGAGUGUGGAGGAUGUGAAGGGGGAGGUGAAAGUGGAGGAUGAGGAGAAGGUGGAGGUGGAGGUGGAGGUGAAUGUGAAGGUGGAGGAAAUGGAGGAUGAGAAGCAUGUGGAUGUGGAGGUGGAUGAGGAUCAGGUGGAGGUGGAGGAGCGGAUGGAGGAUGUGAAGGUAGAGGAUAAGGAGAAAGUGGAGGUGAAGGUGGAGGUGGAGGAGUAG
Impatiens glandulifera is the source of this 402-nucleotide messenger RNA. Its product is annotated as coiled-coil domain-containing glutamate-rich protein 1-like. The transcript has 2 exons. Lineage: Eukaryota; Viridiplantae; Streptophyta; Magnoliopsida; Ericales; Balsaminaceae. The record is from RefSeq and is a predicted model, not a curated record. The coding region runs from base 1 to 402 and encodes 133 amino acids.